Messenger RNA from Echinococcus granulosus, 390 nucleotides. RefSeq names its product Kunitz-type serine protease inhibitor BmTI-A. The coding region runs from base 1 to 390 and encodes 129 amino acids. Lineage: Eukaryota; Metazoa; Platyhelminthes; Cestoda; Cyclophyllidea; Taeniidae. The transcript has 3 exons. Gene Ontology annotation, molecular function: serine-type endopeptidase inhibitor activity. The record is from RefSeq and is a predicted model, not a curated record.
AUGUACGCUCUUGUCGCCUUCUUCACAACUGUCGCUGUCUUUAGCUUCUCCAAAGCCCAAAGUGAUCCCUGCCGUAUGCUGAUUGAACUGGGACUUUGCUUGGCCUACUUUCCAUCAUGGGGCUACGAGCAGUCCACCGGUCAGUGUGUUGAAUUCAUCUACGGCGGCUGUCAAGGCAACUUGAACAGGUUUUACAGUAAGGAGGAGUGUGAAGCUACCUCCACAAUUCUGUCCACUGCCCAACAGGCACGGCUGCCCGAGAUGCUCGCCAAAGAGGCGUUCGGGUACUAUGAACUGCUCAAUGAGUUGUUCCAUGCGAAGGUAGCUGCGUUGCUGCUCACUGCGCAGGUCAUCACCGCCACCGCUGUCGUGCUGCCUUGGCGGAGAUAG